Helianthus annuus (common sunflower) is the source of this 1564-nucleotide messenger RNA. RefSeq lists its product as uncharacterized. The transcript has 2 exons. The record is from RefSeq and is a predicted model, not a curated record. NCBI's taxonomy places the organism in Eukaryota, Viridiplantae, Streptophyta, Magnoliopsida, Asterales, Asteraceae. Bases 399 to 1445 code for a protein of 348 amino acids.
UUAACAAUUUGUCUCAUGUUAUAACAUUACAAAAUAAUUUACCAUGAAGAUCAAGUUCUACCUCUAUAUUUACCAAGCAAGUGGAUGAACUCUUUGUCAAACUUGUGGAUAGCCUUAUCUACUAAAUAGUUAAUCUUGUCUACCAAAUAGUUAACAUUGUCUACCAAAUAGUUAAUCUUUUUGUAGUAUAAAUACUAGCUCAAGAUAGAAGAAAAAAUGCACCUCAUGUAUACAUUUUCAUAAGUUAUACAAUUCUCUUCUUCUUUCUCUUAUAAUAUUUCUAAAGUUCUUAAAGUUUUAGCACUAAUCUUGUGUUAAUCCUUGUUAUAUUAUAACACGUUAUCAGCACGAGGCUCUAGUCAAGGAAACGUUCAAGCAAUUAUAAUCAAACGACAAAAAUGGCAAACAUCGCAAAAAUUGAGUUCCCGGCUCUUAAUAUCACCGGAGAAAAUUAUAUGCCGUGGACGACACAUGUUAAGCGACAUCUAAAGUCAAUGGGUGUUUUGGAAACGUUAACGGAGUGGAACGAAUGUAGCGAUCAAGACAAGGCAAAAGCCGAUGUCUUCCUGCAUAAACACAUUGAUGAAAUGUUACAAUUUGAAUAUUCAAAUUUUGAGGAUCCAUACGUUUUGUGGGAAGAUUUAAAAAGCAGAUUUGAUAAUCAAAGGGAAGUUUUACUUCCCACUGCUAGAGAUGAAUGGAACAAUCUCAGGUUCCAAGAUUUUAAAAAGGUGAAUGAAUACACCUCUGCUUUGUACAGGAUAUGCUCAACGCUCCGAUUCUGUGGGCAAACUGUUACGGAGGAUGAUAUGUUGGAGAAAACUUUCUCCACAUUUCAUGCAUCAAAUAUAAACUUGCAACAACAAUAUCGGUUGCAAAAGUUUCAAAGAUAUUCUGAUCUAAAUUCAUUUCUCCUCGUAGCAGAGAAAAACAAUGAGCUACUAAUGAAAAAUCAUCAAGCUCGUCCCACUGGAUCAUUAGCCAUUCCAGAAGCAAAUGUUGUUAUUAAUGAUGAUAUUAAAGACUCUGGAAGAAAAUGGGGACGAGGCCGUGGCCGUGGCCAUUUUGGUAAAGGUAAUGGUCGAAAUUAUUCCUUCAAAAGAAAUAAUAGCUUCCGAGGCAAUUCCCAUGGUCGUGGACGUGGUCGCGGUCGUGGUCGUGGUCGAAAUCAAAGAACCCACAAUUACCACACUCCACAAAAUACCAAUCCCAACCAGUAUAACAAAAGGAAUGAAGCUGGUAGGUCCGAAAACAAUGGCACUUCUUGUUUCAGAUGUGGAAGUGCAAACCAUUGGUCAAAGGCUUGUCGUACACCUUCACAUUUAUGUGAACUUUACCAAGCCUCUCUCAAAAGAAAAGAAAAGGAGAUGAACCAUGUGGAUAAUUUUAAUGAUAUCAACGUCGAAAUGAAUGUCGCCGACUUUAACAAUAACAUGGAACUCUGAAACGAAUGUUGCUAAACUAUAAUAAUUAUAUGCAACAAUUAUGUAAUUUCCUUUAUUAUAUAUAUCUUUAUGUUUCAGUAGUCUUUCUUUUCAUGUAACGUCUUCAACUAAUAAAUAAA